Molecule: messenger RNA, 804 nt
Organism: Euleptes europaea (tarantolino)
Lineage: Eukaryota; Metazoa; Chordata; Lepidosauria; Squamata; Sphaerodactylidae
Gene: HAAO
Product: 3-hydroxyanthranilate 3,4-dioxygenase
Exons: 9
Coding region: 16-804 (262 amino acids)
Biological process (GO): 'de novo' NAD+ biosynthetic process from L-tryptophan; quinolinate metabolic process
Cellular component (GO): cytoplasm
Molecular function (GO): 3-hydroxyanthranilate 3,4-dioxygenase activity; iron ion binding
Source: RefSeq, a predicted model, not a curated record
UUGGUUAAAAGUGUCAUGGUAGAAAUGCUUGUGAAUGUAAAAAAAUGGAUUGAAGAAAACAGAGCUGCUUUCUUGCCUCCUGUGUGCAAUAAGCUUAUGCACAGAUGUCAACUGAAUGUAAUGUUUGUUGGUGGACCAAACCAAAGGAAAGAUUAUCAUAUUGAAGAAGGAGAGGAGUUGUUUUACCAGCUGGAAGGAGAUAUGUGCCUGAAGAUAAUAGAAAAUGGAAAACACAAAGAUAUCGACAUUAAAGAAGGAGAGAUGUUUCUCUUACCAGCCAGGAUCCCACACUCUCCUCAGCGUUAUGAAAACACUGUGGGAUUGGUGAUUGAAAGGCAGAGGCUAAAGACAGAAACUGAUGGACUCAGAUACUAUGUUGGAGAAUCAACUGAUGUUCUUUUUGAAAGGUGGUUUCACUGUGAUGAUCUUGGUACACAACUUAUUCCAAUAAUCCAAGAGUUUUUCAGUUCAAGGCAGUUUCAAACCGGAAAACCCAGUUCAGAUGACCUUUUGAAAGAAAUUCCUUUCCCACUAAAUGACACCACGGUCAUGGAUCCCUUUGCCUUGAAAGGCUGGUUGAAUGAUCGUCGGAUUGAUAUCCAGCAGAAGAAAUCGUUGAGACUUUUUGGUGAUAACUUUGAAACAGAGGUUAUAAUUUUUGGACCAGGAAAAACUGAAGAGGAAGGAAAGGAUGCAGAUAUAUGGAUAUGGCAGAUGGAAGGCACAUCUGUUGUCACUAUAGACAGGAAGUCCUUGACUUUAGCAAUUGGAGACAGUCUUCUCAUCCCUAUACAAACUAAGUAA